AUGGAUUUUUCGGUAAAUCCCUUUAAGAGACCUAUGAAUACCUUACAAAAACAAUGGUAUCGUAUACUCAUAGCACGUAAAGUGGGCAUUAGUACACAAAAUGAACCACUUCAACCUCUAGAGGAUACUUAUCAAACAAAAUGCCGUAAGCGUUACAAACAAGCAUUCCAUUGUUACAAUCAACAAUUUCGCAGGGAAAUUAAACAACUGGAGGCUAUGCAACCGAGUGCCAUAGAUGCCAUGCGAGUACAUAGAACUUUUGCCAUCACAACACUUUGGCUUCCUUUGCACUCAAAGCGCGAGAUCAACUUGACACUAGAACAACUGGAAAAUGUUUUAAGUGUCAAAGAAAGACGACGCUUGCACCAUAUUUUAAAAUAUGGCAUUGGUGCGAAAUGAAUACAAAAAUCUCUAACAGCCUCCUACCCUAACAACCAGUUCAUCACCAACCCGCCCAGCAACUAACCCAGUAACAGCAAACAUUUAUUUCACCAGCUUGUAGUUGUUUUAUGAAGUACUGCAGUGUAUCAUGCUGGCUUUAGUAUUUUAUACCGUGUAGUCUAGUGUAAUAAGAAGCCCAAAAAUGUAACACCAAACAACAACAGUUGUUGUGUAUGCCGUAUUCUAGAAGUA
Molecule: messenger RNA, 633 nt
Organism: Lucilia cuprina (Australian sheep blowfly)
Lineage: Eukaryota; Metazoa; Arthropoda; Insecta; Diptera; Calliphoridae
Exons: 3
Coding region: 1-399 (132 amino acids)
Source: RefSeq, a predicted model, not a curated record